CAACAAGACACAGAAACAGAAAGAAGAGACAACGCAGCAGGACAGGCACACACUCCUCCUCCUCCUCCUCACAGACACUCAGCUCCCCACUGAAGAUGCAGUUCUGUGGCUGUUUGCUGUUCUCCUGCCUGCUGUCCAUCAAUCUGCUGCACUGCAGUGUCGACGGCUUCAGAGUCCAACAUCAACCUCAGCAUGUAGACUGGCCCGCGUUGAGGCCUCUGGCAUCUCUUCAGCCCCGUCUUGGAGGGGUGAAGCCAGGGGAGGAGCUAACAGCGAAGUUGCUCCGAUUGGAUGACCUGGUGAGGAUGGAAAAUGAUGUCAUGGAGCCAAAGAGGAAGAGGAGUUUCCCUGGCAACAACGCACCUCUAGACCGCCUGUCAACCAGCUCCAUGGAAACCAAACAGGCAGCAAACAAGCAGAGCAAAGCAGUGGAGUUGCCACGGCGACGAGUCAAUCCUCCUCCCAUUGACAGGAUUGGCAUGAGUCGUCUACCAAACAGGAGAGGGUAGGCCACGCCCCCUCCCCCUGAUAGCCCGCCCCCUCUCUACAGCAGCCCCCUCUGGACAGAGGAAUCACCACUGAUGCAUGAAACAGCCAAUCACCAACUGCCAGUCACCUGCUGAGACACGCCCACCACCUGUCAAUCACACAUCAAUGCUCCACCUUCAUUUUCACUUGGACACCAACCAACCCCAACCCCCCUUCACAGCGAUGAAUGUUCAGUGAUGGUGCAUUCAGGUGCUGCUUGGUAAAUUCAUCACAGGUGCAGGAAAGUCAGGACCAAAGAAAAACAAAUGAAAGCUCUACUGUUUUAUUUGAAUGAUCCAUGUGGUUUGAUCAGUCUUUAUGUCUUAAUAAGAAACUUUAAACUUUCAAGCACAUUCAAAACCUCAUUUAGUUAUUAUAUGAUUCUACACUGAACUUAACCUGAAGUUUGUUACACAGACAUAUCUGGGAAGGCUUCAUUGGAAACUUUGGAAAAAGGUCAAACAUUUAAAAAAAAUACUUGGCAGAUGAUUGUAUUAUUGGAGCCUGAAAAGAUGGAUUUGAUUUUCACUUGUGUGAAAUCAAGCUGCUGUGCAUCUCCAACGUCUGAAGGAUAAAACGUCUGCACUAAAACAUGGCGACAGUAGUUUAAAUUUUAUGUCACAGGUUGAGGAAUUUUAGAUUUUAUACUUUCUGUAUUGAUAAACAGUUUUCCAGAUAAACAGUUUUCCAGUUUAAAAAAGUUCAAAUCAAAUAUCUGUCCAGAUUUAUGAUCUUGUUGGUUUAUUCUCUGAUCACAUAGAGAAAAUCACAAACCUUCUGUUUGUAAAUUUUCAACUGUAUUUUCUUUAGGCAAAGUUUGUCUCCAGUUGCUGCUCUAAGAUCAAGUCAAGCACUAAUUGAUAAGAAUUGGCUCCUUUAGUUAAAAGUAGCUUUUUUUUUAUUUAGAAAAAGAUGUUUUUAUUUCUUAAAGAGGAAAGUGUAGUUUGUAUUGGUGCUAAAACUCAGAUGUUGUGCUGCUAACACUAACAAAAAACAAUACGAAGCUCUGAAUCAGAAUUUUAUUUGUUUAAUCUGACUUGUUUUACAGAUUUCUCAAAUAUAGAGUUUCUGUUUUGAUAAAUUCAACGUUGAGUUAAUUGAGAGAGAUAUUAUGUGACAGCUGACUUUCGUACCUGAACUGCUAAUUAAAAGCUUCUUAAAAGAUGCUAAUUAAAAGCAUUUUUUUUUAGGGUAUCACCUGAAUGCAUCAUCACCCCCUCCCCUCUCUUGACUCUGACUGGGGGCAUCUGCCGCCUCUACCCUCAAACUGAAACAUCUGACACGACUUGACUGGAUUUUGUCUCAUAGUUUUAUUUCUCCAGCUCCAGUGCAGCAGGUCUGUUCCCAGCAGGACGUUUCCACUGCACCAGACACCAGCUGACCACAGAACAGCUUAGUGAUGAGGCCAAUGUGUCUCCGUGAAUUCAAAAUGACAUGACAAUAAAACUAACUUAAGUUAGUUUUCUUUGAGCAGCAGUCAGUGGUCAUUACAGGAACUGCAGUUUCACUUUCCUUUAGAGAGAGAUAAGGUUUGAACAACAAAAAAUUUGAUUGGAUGACUAUGUACUGUUGGUUUUAGCUUAAUUUCUUAAGCUGCUAUAGUAGCCAGCCCCCUCUGUUGGCCAAAACAAGCAUAACGCUACACGUCUGUUUUUAAUUCACAGUUAGAAAACGAGGACAGCAGCCGACAACAACAUUAGCAUGAUGAAUAAUCCCUACUGUUAUAAUUCAGUCUGAUUAUCAGGCUACAGAUACAGUUGGUGAUCACAAGUUUUGGUCUCUGUAUGGGCUCAAUACCAAACCUGGCAACCUCACUGUCACUGGACUUCCACAAUAAUUCCAGCAUGUAACUCAUCGGAGAACUUCAAACUGUGGUAGCAGUGUUGACAGGCGUGUGUGUUUUUGAGGCUAGCUGUUUCCCCCUGCUUUCAGUCUUGAUGCUAAUCAAAGGCUAACACAUCCUGACUCCACCUCUGUACUAGGGCUGCACAAUAAAUAGAAAUAUAAUUGACUUUGCAAUAUGGCCAAGUACAAUAUCCAAAUCUAAGGAGCUGCAAUUUGUUUUGAUAAAGGUGAAAUGUGUCACAACAUUGUGGUGCUAUAAAUCAUAUUCUCCAGCAGUAAAGGAACAUGUUUAUUUGAUACAACACCAACAAAAAUCACAUCAUCAUCAUCAUCAUCUUUUUUUUCCAGUGAAAAUUAAAUGCAAAAAAUUAUCAUUCCAACUGAAAUCAUAAUAUCGGCCAAAAUAAUCGCAAUAUUUUUUUUUUGCAUUUCGUGCAGCCCUACUCUGUACCGAACACUUCACUCUCACAGAGAAAGACAAAAAUGCUAACUACUCCUUUACAAAUGGUCAGACCUUUUGACUGUAUUAUGCAUUUACAUUAGCUCAGGCUACAAGUCCUAAAAAAAACCUUAACAAGUCUCAACAUGAAGAGUUCAUCCACUACAUCCACAACAGAAGACAAUGUUUCAGUGUUUAAAAGGUUCAUCUCAUUUCUUUUACAUGGACUAAAACUAUCAUGUAAAACUGUCAGCAGCAGGUUCAGGUUCAUAUGAGUGCUGAAUCAGCACAUCGCUGUGACCUGAACCAUGAAUAAGAUUUAACGGCUGACUGUAUCUGACUGUGUCGGCUGCGACACACUGGUGCAGUGGAAAAGGUUUCCUCAUCAGAGAGAUGUCUGUGUCUGAUCUGACUUGGUUCCUGUUGACAUUCAGUCCUGUUCACUGACUCUGUUUUAAAUGCUUCUUACUGCCUGAAGUUUAAAUGUGCAUAAUAAAGAGUAAAUGAUCA
This is a messenger RNA of Seriola aureovittata, 3322 nucleotides long. RefSeq names its product osteocrin (gene ostn). Gene Ontology annotation, biological process: hormone-mediated signaling pathway. Lineage: Eukaryota; Metazoa; Chordata; Actinopteri; Carangiformes; Carangidae. The transcript has 5 exons. The coding region runs from base 96 to 509 and encodes 137 amino acids. The record is from RefSeq and is a predicted model, not a curated record. Gene Ontology annotation, molecular function: signaling receptor binding.